AUGACUGGCAUUGAUGACCCGUUCGGCAUUCAGCCUGCGCGCUGGAUUAUUGGACCACCCGCGCCGCGGGGUACUGCUUUUCUAGCACGAGCAUGCAGCCUUGCUAUUAUGGUUUUAGUCGGUCACUGGGUGCGCGUUCCCCUGCACGGUGUCGGUAUCAAGCCGGAGACUAAUGGUUACCCAGAUGGCACGAACGAUACCAGUAAACUUUUUAACUGGCAUCCCGUGCUGAUGACCCUGGGCUUCGUGGUUUUCAUGGCUGAGGCUCUUCUGUCGUACCAGGCGCCUAUCAUACCAGGAUUACCCAGGGAGGUCCGUAAGCGGAUCCAUUUGGGUUGCCACCUGGCCGCCACCGUGUGUGUCUUCUUGGGUUUCGUGGCUGUACUGCAAUCCCACCGCCUCAAGCUGCCCGACCCCAUGCCGGACUGGUAUAGCCCACACAGCUUUCUGGGCCUUACGGCAAUAGCACUUGUGGGGCUGCAGGUCCUUGUGGGUCUGUACUCGUACGUUUGGCCCCGACUGGGCCUGUCGCACCGAAUGGCUCUGGGGCCCCUCCACCGCUUCUGGGGUGCGGCCGCCUGGCUGGCGGCGCUUGGGGCGGUGGCGACCGGGCUGCAAGAGAAGGUCACCUUCAUGCAGAUGAAGACACUCACACGCAAGGAUCUGUUCGGCCCCGCCGUACGCCUUCCCGCUGUCGUGCUCCCUCUGCUAGUCGUACUAGCUUUACUAGUGUUGUACCACCAAGUUCCCCCAGCAUCCAAAGCAUCGACGCCGGAGGGUUUUGGUGGUUCCCCCUCCCCCGGGGGCAGUGGCAGCAGCGGCAGCGCCGGACGGAUGGCUUCCAGUCGGGCGCUGUUAAAGGGUGGUCGACCGGCCGGGGAGGACGAGGACGAGGAGGAGGGGGAGGGUAGUGGUGAUGCGGAAGCCGCGCUGGGACGGCGUCGCGUUUAG
Volvox carteri f. nagariensis is the source of this 951-nucleotide messenger RNA. RefSeq lists its product as uncharacterized. Lineage: Eukaryota; Viridiplantae; Chlorophyta; Chlorophyceae; Chlamydomonadales; Volvocaceae. The record is from RefSeq and is a predicted model, not a curated record. Gene Ontology annotation, molecular function: oxidoreductase activity. Bases 1 to 951 code for a protein of 316 amino acids. The transcript has 5 exons.